Bacillus rossius redtenbacheri is the source of this 1205-nucleotide messenger RNA. Its product is annotated as glutamine amidotransferase-like class 1 domain-containing protein 1. Lineage: Eukaryota; Metazoa; Arthropoda; Insecta; Phasmatodea; Bacillidae. The record is from RefSeq and is a predicted model, not a curated record. Gene Ontology annotation, cellular component: cytoplasm. Gene Ontology annotation, molecular function: glyoxalase III activity. Bases 318 to 1001 code for a protein of 227 amino acids. The transcript has 7 exons.
GUUUUCUCUUAUAUAGUCUUUGUAGUGUAGUAGACUUACCGUCAAAAUGGGCAAAACUUAAGUGUGGCAAAUUACAUGACUGGUUUUUCUAGCAUGUGAGAUUGGGUUGUUUAAUUUUUAGAUAAUCGUGGAGUUACGAACUUUAGGAUUAUUUAGCGCGGAACGUUUUUAUACUAUGUUUACAGACGGACGUUGUCAUACAUCUGUAUAUUAGUAUUUGACGUACGUUAUACGUUUGUGUGAUUAAGUCGUGCGUAGUGGCAAAUUAAGUGGCAGAAAUUGUGUGAUAAUUUGUUAUUUUGUCUUGUUUAUAUAAUAUGUCUACAACUUCAGGUAGUAAAGUAAGCUGCUUGAUUGUACUGCCAAGUGUCAAAGAAGGAGUCUCAGCACCCAGUUUCAUCCAGUGCUUCACGUUGACGCACUCUGCCUUUGCAGUUCAGCUGGCCACUCCCGGGGGAAAGACGGCAGAAUUCAUCAACCAAGAUGAGCAAAGCCGUCGGUGGCUCAAUGACUUCCGCACAAAACCAUUUGCAGUUCCGCUCAGCUUGGAAGUGAUAGACCCAAACCGCUACACAUGCCUUCUGAUUCCUCACGCUCCGGGCGCUGCCUAUGACCUGGCCUCCAAUGCAGACUUGGGGCAGAUACUGCACCAGUUCAUCAAGGACAAGAAAAUAAUCUGUGCCAUUGGUUUGGGUGUUGCUGGCUUGCUGUCCGCCCGCAGCGAGGAAGGAGCCUCGUGGGGCUUCAAAGGCUACUCUCUUACCGGACCAUCGCUGUUUGAGCUGGCAAGGCGGCCGGACUUUGCGGACCUGCCCGUCAUCCCCCCGGACAGCAUCCUGGACCGCGGCGGCAGCUUCUCCGCGUGUGGGGAGAGCGACGGAGUGCACAUGGUGGUGGACAGGCACCUGGUGACCGCCCAGAACGAGGCGUCCACUCUCACGGCCGUCCAGAACCUGGUGCUGCUGUGCAACCAGAGGCAAGGAAAAUCUGGCAACAAAUAGAAAAUGCCUCAAAAAAUUGAAACGGAACUUGUGUAAGUGUAGCAAAUAAGAUCUAUACAAACAUUUUAGGUUUAUAGAACCAAAAUUUUCAUUGACAAUAGAAUUUUCAAUGUAUCUAAUGGUGAAUGCAGAAGGAUUAUGAAGUUUGUUAAAGUUUAAUUUUCAGGAGGCCUUAAAUAAAAAUAUAUAUAUAUAAUUAAAAAU